Messenger RNA from Oncorhynchus tshawytscha (Chinook salmon), 2660 nucleotides. Its product is annotated as gastrula zinc finger protein XlCGF17.1-like. The transcript has 2 exons. Bases 318 to 1397 code for a protein of 359 amino acids. Lineage: Eukaryota; Metazoa; Chordata; Actinopteri; Salmoniformes; Salmonidae. The record is from RefSeq and is a predicted model, not a curated record. Gene Ontology annotation, biological process: regulation of transcription by RNA polymerase II. Gene Ontology annotation, molecular function: RNA polymerase II cis-regulatory region sequence-specific DNA binding; DNA-binding transcription factor activity, RNA polymerase II-specific.
ACUUGCCUAGUAAAAUAAAGGUAAAAUAAAUAAAAAUGUGCGUCUUUCAGGUGAUGCUGCUAGCGUGACGUAUAAUCUAGUGGACGGUUCUUCAUAAACAGCUAGUCAACCACCUCGGUAGCUUGCUAGCCAACAUAGCGGAAAGAUUCAAGCUAUUUUACGCUUUCGGUACAUAUUAGCUACUGUGUUUUAGACACCGCUGUCGUAUCUACUUGUUAACCUUACGUUAUUUUUUAUAAGUCAGCUAGAGUAGCUGGCUGGUUAAGUUAGCACUAGCCUAGUCGCUAAUGAUAGCUAGCUAGCUAACAUCCCCGAACAUGAGCUCCCUAAACUACUCCCCUCCUGUUAAAGAAGAGGAGGUCUGCUGGACGGAGAAAGAAGCUCUGGGGCUGAACAUUGUCGUGAAAGAAGAGAAGGAAGAGGAGGAUGUCACAGUAAAACAAGAAGUAGAGGGUGAGGCUGUCACAGUGAAAGAUGAGGAAGACACGUUCAGAGUGAAAGAAGAGGAUGACGAUGUUACUGUGAAAGAAGAGAAAUACGCAUUCAGAGUGAAAGAGGAGAUGGAUGUAACUGUGAAAGAAGAGAAAAAGGAGGAUGAAGUUUUUGAAGUAAAGAAGGAAGGGGAGAUUACUGUCACAUUGAAAGAUGAAGAGGUGGAGAUGGAUCUGAUUAACACCAGAGAGAGACGAGACUACUGUGGAUCCUCUGGGGAGCCUCAACAUCAUGAUGCUGAAGAGGGAGAGAAGAGUCUCUCCAGAUCAGAACACCUCAAGAAACACCAGCAGAGACCCACAGGGAAGAAAUCUCAUUGCUGCUCUGACUGUGGGAAAAGAUUCAACAGUUCAUCAGACCUUAAAAUACAUCAAAGAAUUCACACUGGAGAGAAACCUUACAGCUGUGAUCAAUGUGGGAAUAGUUUUACUCAGCUAGGCAGCCUGAUAGUACACCAGCGGGGACACACAGGAGAGAAACCUUAUAGCUGUGAUCAAUGUGGGAAGAGUUUUACUACAUCUAGCUCUCGAACUACACACCAGAGAACACACACUGGAGAGAAACCUUAUGGCUGUGAUCAAUGUGGGAAGAGUUUUACUCAUCUAAACAGCAUGAUAGUACACCAGCGGGGACACACAGGAGAGAAACCUUUUACCUGUGAUCAAUGUGGGAAGAGUUUUACUACAUCUAACUAUCUAACUAUACACCAGAGAACACACACAGGAGAGAAACCUUUUGGCUGUGAUCACUGUGGGAAGAGUUUUAUUCGGCUACAAUCCCUGAAAUCACACCAGAGAAUACACACUGGAGAGAAACCUUUUGGCUGUGAUCAAUGUGGGAAGAGAUACUACGAUAAAAGAUCUCUGAUUAAACAUCAGAAAAUACAUGAAGGAGUUGUUUCAUGAUAAUGAAAUAAUGUCACAAUAUUGAAUGUUUUAACAUUGUAGUUGCAGUAUUUGAAUGAAUGUUAGAAUGUAGAACCCUAAACGUUUGCCCCCUGUUCAAUUGAUAUUAGCCUCAGGGGAAAAAUCCAGGCUCUGAAUUGAAAGAGUACUUCUGAGAUUUAACAGAAAGUGACUAACAAAAAAUUAGUUGUGUUACUACACUUACCACGUUGGUGACCCACUUGAAUCAAAAUGCAACACUAUAAAAUAUUUAGGUUUUCAAUAUUUCCCAAACGGUUUCUGCAUAUUGGUUGAUUUGGACAUGAUAAAACUGUGAUUUUACAUUGCGCUAUUCCCAUUUAGCAAAAUGUAAUUGAAAAGACAUUGAAAAUAAGACCAUGCCCGACAUCCAAUAUAUGUUCGGUUGAAAGUUGAAAACAUGUAUUUUCGGGUUGUUUUUUCAAUGACUUGAAAACAACUUAAUUUCAACUUACUUGCAGCCUAUUCACACGGACGCAGUAUAAUAAAUUUGUAAUCAUUUUAAUUAACAAUCCUACUUCACUCCAGUAUUUCUUUACAACAUUCAAGUGCUAAUUGUCUUUAUUCCACUACUGAAGAAGCAUGUCUCAAAUCACCUACUCAUAUUUCAAACAUUCAGCCUGACAAAAGAUACAUGUUUUAUUAUUCCAUGCCUCACCAUUAAGUGAAUUAUUGCCAAUACAUAUUAACAAAGGGGUGUACAUUUGGUUUUGAUAUCAUUUUUUAUGUAACCAACUGACAAUUUUGGGGUACAAUUAUAUUGAUGUUGUUGCCCUGCUUUUAGAAUAUCAGGGAUCAUUCAUAGAUGUGCCAACCCAAAUGUACUAGAGCAUGACAUUGGGAACUGGGUGUCGAUCCAACAACAUGCCUAUCUAGUGAACCCUGAAAAGAGAGAGAAGCUCUGCGGUGAGGUGGAAAGUUACUACGGAUAUCGCAGGACAUGUCUGUGGUAAGGACAACUUGGUUUCUGAUUGUCUCAAGGGUUGGCAGUCAAAAAGAUUUUUGUUUUGCAUUUAAUCAGUGUGUUACCAUGGAUCACAAUUUAUUUUGACACGUUUUUCCGUGUUGGAGAUGAGUUAGAUCUCUUAUUCUUUUCCGUAUUGAAACUGCAUUGUUGGUUAGGGGCUCGUAAGUAAGCAUUUCACUGUUGUAUUCGGCGCAUGUGACUAAUACAAUUUGAUUUGAGUUUUGAUUUUCCGUAUUGGAGAUUAGUUUUGUUUUGUGCUUGUUCCAAGGGGAUGAGAG